AUGUUCCAGUUCAAUGCCACCGUCAUGGGCUACGGCCACAGCGACUGGAUGCUGAUCAUCCUGCAGGUCUUCGGGCCGAUGGUGGUGAACGCGGCCAACCCCACCCGCCUCAUCGAGGAAGCGGACGUGUUGUCUGUGCAGCUUAGCAAGGUGACGGUGAAGAUCGAGUUGGUGGAGUUCAAGGCUGUGAUGUUGGCCUCCCUCCGCUCCCUGCUGCCCAAGACCUGGAGCUCCGAGUGCGAGGUCGCUUGGACCUGGCUCUGGGAGAACAUCCAGCGCAUGCUCAAGGCCAACGCCGGGAAGCCCCAGCUGCAGCAGAAGGCCUUGAGGAAGCUCUACGGCUCCUUGACGGAGGAGCAACUGGUGGGCUUCCGAAACGGCAUCUACACCACCUUCUUCCAGAAGUGUGCCCAGGGCCAGGACUAUUUCAAGCAAAGUUCCACAAGGUUGCACUUCAUCGCGGAUCGGGUCAUCAUGUUCACCCAGGAGAUCUACAAAGAUCCCAAAGGCGUCAUGGAGGACUUGUCGGCUUUGGGCCUGCGCCACGUGGGCUACGGCAUCCCCACGGAGCUCUUUGGGCCCUUCGUCUCCGCCGCCAUCGAGAACAUCCGGAUGCUCACCUCGGACGGGAACCAAGAGGAGGCCUUCAGAUGGUCCAUCGGCCUCAUCUCCCGGGUCUUGGUGCGCACCAUCACAGAGGGCUCCACCCUGGUCAUGCGCGCCAUCAACGCCAACUGCGGGAAGAUGCUUCGGAAGGCUGUGAGCUGUGCGCCGCGCGGGGAGCGGGCGGAGUGGAUGCUGAAAGUGCAGGUGGGCACCCAGUCCAUCUCCCCACUGCUCUGGUCCAUCGAGAGUGGUAGCCUGGAGGCGGCCGGGGCCAUCAUCUCAGACCUACUCACGAUCCGCGCGGACCGGGACCAUUACUACUACGCCAUGGAGGCCUUGUUCAUCCGCCACUCAGACAUCGUGCGCCGGAUCUGCCAGGACGGGCCGGAGCUCUUACCCACGCUCUUCGACGGCCUCAUCUGGCGGAGUCGGAAUUCCCAGAACGGGCUCAGGCGGGUGAACUACUUCAUCAAGUACCUGAUCGUGGAUACCUCGGGGAGUUUCUCGGAGUCCUUCCGGCAUGUGGUGGACAACGACGAUCCCAGCAUCGCUUGUCACCCUGCGGUGGUGCUGUCUGCAGACAUCAUCUGGUCGCGCCUGGCAUCCUUCACCUUCCUCUUGGGGAAGCUGUGGUUCCUGCUGAACCUGGUGAUCUUUGUGGUCACGCAGGCGGUGCUUUCAGACUACCGAGGCAACCAGUCUUCGGCCGCCUCUUUGUGCGUCUUCAUUGGUCGGCUCUUCAUCUACAUCCUGGGCUUGGGGCAACUGCUGAUCCAUCACCUCUAUAACAUCUCCAAGUCCUGUCGGGCGAGAGAUGUGAAGUUCAUCAAGUGCAUCCCGCUGCCCUCUUACCUCAUCCACUUCUCCGAAGCGCUGAGCGGCCUGCUGUGCCUGGCCCUUGUUGGCAUGUUCUGCCAGGAGCCGAUCCUGCACUGCUUAGGCAUCCCCCGGGACCCGGAGGCACCAGACUUCGCGGAGCUGGGCGCCAACUGCCCGGAGGUGGAUCACCUCAUCGGAUCCUACUCCUCCUUCGCCUUUGCAGCCACCUUGCUCUACUUCCUCUUGCUGCUGGAGCUCACGGUUUUUAGCACCAAGCUUUCGACCUUCGUGCUGGUCUGUGGCCGAAUGCUGUCGGAGGUUGGACAGUUCCUCUUCGCGCUCUUCUUCGUGGUGGUGGCCUUCAGCUGUGGCCUGGCCUCCUCCGACGUGGGCAACGAGCAGUUCUCGGACAUCUUUCCGGCCAUGCUCAGCUUGUCCCGCAUCAUGCUGGGAAUGUUCAGCAGCGAGGAGAUGCAAGCCCUGGACGAGCCGAAGCUCGUACUCUCCGUGAGCAUAUUCGUGAUUUGUACCACCAUCUUCUUGCUGAACCUCUUGAUCGCACAGCUCAAUUGCGCCUACUUGGGCAUCUUCAAGGACAUGCUCGGCUAUGCGCGGUUGAAUCGGGGCUCCAUCAUUCUCGACAACGUGAUCGACGUGUCGGCGAAGAGAUGGAAUCGCUUCACCGCAUCCCUGCGCAUGGAUGAGAAGUUGGAGUUCAACGAGGGCGACAUCGGGCUGCCCGGGGGCAUUCAAGUCUCGGAGCCUGCCAGCGCGCAUCCGGUGACCACGGACUCGAUCAAGCGCUACGGGGGCUCCACAUCUCCAGCGUCCCAUUGGCCGGAGACCUCCAACGACCAGGAGACGGAGGACAAGGUGGACAAGCUAGAGAAGAUCAUCGACGCUCGGUGA
Molecule: messenger RNA, 2334 nt
Organism: Effrenium voratum
Lineage: Eukaryota; Dinophyceae; Suessiales; Symbiodiniaceae
Source: the annotation of a GenBank genome assembly